This is a messenger RNA of Cylicostephanus goldi, 274 nucleotides long. The record is from the annotation of a GenBank genome assembly. NCBI's taxonomy places the organism in Eukaryota, Metazoa, Nematoda, Chromadorea, Rhabditida, Strongylidae.
UUCAGGUUCUCAAACACAAUCAGAGAUUGAAGCUGUGAAAAACAGACUUACCGCAGCUUCUAACAAACGCCAGCGAUUUGAGAACGAUCUCUUCGAUAUUUUGCCGCCUACUACUGCAGAAGUUGUCGAUCUGAGUUCCGAUGAUGAGGACAUCGUCGUAGUUGGCGAAAAGAAGGCCGAACCUGAAGAUCUUCCACCUGCGCGAGUGAUAGAUUUUUUGAUGGAAGAGCGGGAAAGGAUUCGCGCAUCUCGACUCAAGCCGUCGCAGGUCUAA